This is a messenger RNA of Syngnathoides biaculeatus (alligator pipefish), 1752 nucleotides long. RefSeq names its product C-type lectin domain family 3, member Ba (gene clec3ba). The record is from RefSeq and is a predicted model, not a curated record. The transcript has 3 exons. Lineage: Eukaryota; Metazoa; Chordata; Actinopteri; Syngnathiformes; Syngnathidae. The coding region runs from base 288 to 884 and encodes 198 amino acids.
AUCUGUAAAUGUUGCAGCUAGAAAGGAAAAUGCACCGAUGGCAUGUUUGACGGUGGACUUCAAAAACAAGCUUUUAUGAGGAGGCGGAAAACAUUUGGAAAUCAAAGAGCCCUUUUGUGCUUGAGCGCGAGACUGUUUGCCCGCCUCCUCCUCGCACUUUCCAAAACGACACAAAGGGCUGUUGGACAUCUGCAAAACAUUUGCGCUCUCCGAGUGAACGCCGGCGCUCGAGGCUGCGGGCAGGCGGACGUCUCAACCGAGAAGAGUCGCCCGAAAGGAAGGACACCAUGGGACGAGUGCGAGGCCUUCGCCUGGUCUUGUGCCUUCUGCUGCUGACGCACUGCGCCCACCAGCAAGCGCCGGAAAAGAAGAAAGGCGCCAAGAAAGAGUCCACGAACGCUGCCAUCGAGGAACUGAAGAAGCAAAUCGAAGGCAUCGUUUUCGACUUGAACUUGUUGAAAGAGCAGCAGUCUCUGCAGUCCAUGUGCCUGCGCGGAACCAAGGUCCCCGGCAAGUGUUUCCUCGCCGAGCCGGUCAAGAAGACUUUCCACGCGGCCAGCGACGACUGCGUCGCCAAGGGGGGCAGCCUGGGCACCCCCGUGAACGGCGACGAAAACGACAUGCUGCACGCCUACGUGCGUCAGAGCGUCGGCCCGGACGAGCCCGUCUGGCUGGGCGUCAACGACAUGGUGACCGAAGGCCAGUGGCUGGACCAGUCGGGGUCCGACGUGCGCUUCAAGAACUGGGAGACGGAAAUCACCACGCAGCCGGACGGCGGCCGCAGCCAGAACUGCGCCACGUUGUCCACCACGGCCAACGGGAAGUGGUUCGACGAGAGCUGUCGGGCUGAGAGAGCUUCCGUGUGCGAGUUUAACAUCGUUUGACUUCACUCGCGUGACCCCCGAUCGCCUUCAAGAUGCCAUGUAAGACCAGUUAACCGCUAAGUACAUUUUUAUAUAAUCUCAUCAUUAACCGCCCGCUCGCAGGCAAUAAGCCAUUUUCAGCAUUUAAUGUUCAAGCAAGCAGAAAACCCAAGUUGCCUUCCGUUGAGUCGGAACGGGGGAGAUUUCAAGGUAAACGCCACUGGAUUCCGAUCCUUAUAUUCUUGUAUUUUUAUAGACCAAAUAAACUUUUUUUUUUUUUUUUUUUUUCCUGCAAAUGAUCCUUUGUGGCAUUUCUGUGGUGUGAAAAUUCAGUUUCAAAGUGAAGCCGUUUUUGGUGUCCAGAGCGCAGCGAGUCAUCUGCUCAACCAUCAGGGAGGGAAAAAUAAUGACGGUCAACGUUUGAUUCGUUGCAUACUUCCUGUCAACGCGAUAGCAAUCGGACCAGCGGGUCGCUUACGGGCAAAGACGAUCGCAAAAACUCUCCAAGUUCGGCUGGGCUCGAUGUUUGCUGCUGUACGUCACGGACUCAAAGGUUUCUGAGUCAUUUGAGCGGCUGACGACGCGCCGAGCGGGAAUUGUGCAAUCUCUCCCGCCCUCCGCAUGAAAUGACCUCAGAACAUUCGACGCGCCCGCAGGAAAUGAUCAGAUGAACAUGUUGAGGCAAAUAACUGCAAGAUUGAAUUUAAAAUAGCCCAACGGAGAAUUUCUGCCGAGAAACAAAACUUCUGAACCGGUCCAGAACUCCAGAACAAACAUUUAUUCCAGACGAAUGCAAUCUCGGGCCACUAAAUAAACUUUGCCAAAUUACGACUGAGGAGCCUCUGCACGUGUGCUCCAAGAUACAUUGGACGGCACUCAUUAUAGACGU